AGCGGCCAGUUGAUCGCCAGCAGCUCCGUCGAUCGGUCAGUUUCGCCAGCCAGUUUGCGAGGGAAACCAGAGGAAAAUAAUUAAUAUCAACAGCCAGCAGCAUCAGCAUCUCAAACGGUCGACACUCGAGCGAUGUUACGUCGAGGGGCAACGGGCUGUGUGACAGCCCUGAUCUUGGCAAGCCUCUGUCUCGGCUUCUGCCGUGGCUACUUCAGUCUGGAGGUUGCAGUGGGUGACCCCUGUCCGACGCCCAACUACCGCAGUCGCUGCCAAGCGGUGGAGGAUUGUGAGACCCUGUCCUCACAUCUCCAGACGGGCAGACUCACGCUCAAGACCGUGAUGAACUGCGGCUUCACCACCCGCAGCGAGAAGAUCUGCUGUCCCGUCGAGGAUGCCCAAAGUAUGGUGCGCUUGGAGGAGACCACAAGGAGCACCACUUCCACUUCCACUACGUCGACCACUUCUACUACUACUACUACUACCACUACCACUACUACUACACCAGCAACAGCAGGCGAGGAUUGGCUUAGUAUAUUCCAGACGGAUCGCGAGUACGUCCAGCGAUCCAUUGGACCCACCCAUCGGCCGACAAGGGAAAGCUUCCCGCUGAGGGGCACUCCCGAGGGUGCGGAGUGCACGGCUCCGUUGUACGUGGGCCAGUGCCGAGCCGUGUCCCAGUGUCCCAGUGUGGAGCCACUUCUGUCCCAGGGUCGCCUGCGGGACGAGGACUUCACCACGUGCGACGUGGGCACCCACGAGGAGAUCAUCUGCUGUCCCAUCGACCUGCCCCUCCAGCCGCGCGUCCAAAGCGGUCCGCGUCUGGGCGUCCAGGGCGACUCCUCGGAGGCGUCCCGUCCGGAGGAUCCCCGCGAGCUGGCCACAAUUGCUCGGGCGGAUAGCCUGCUGCCCCGCUACCGGCACCUGGCGUCGCUGGCCCACCCCAAUGCCGCCUUCGACGGGCACCUGCAUCACUGUGCCGCCAUUGUGCUGACCCCACGGCUCCUGGUCAGCGCCGCCGGCUGCGAAAGGCCCAGUCACGCCGUCUUCGGGGUGGCUGACAUGCGGGACGUCGACGCCGACGAGGACUACCUGGCUGACAUUGUGCGUCUGGUUCAGUUUCGAAGGGAUCUAUCGCUGAUUCGGCUGCAGGAUCCACUGCGUCUGGGCAGUCAGACCUCCGCCAAUGUGAGCAUAGCUCCCAUUUGCAGCCAGUUCGAGUUGACCCGCCUGCAGGUGAGCGGCAGUUUGGUGGCCGUGGCCUGGGGCAAGGGUGAAGCCACCGACUGUCCGCUGUACGAGAUGCCCAUGCGGUUGCGACCCACCUGGGCCUGCGGGGAUCUGGCCAACUAUGGCGGAGUCCAGGAACUGGGCAGUUCACACAUUUGCCUGGAGCCGGUGGGCGGGGAGAGGGAGCUGGAGCGGUUCUCCAACAGCAGCACCUGCGCCGCCUGUCCCGGAUCGGUGGGCAGUGUGCUCCAUCUGGUGCGACCGGGCGGAAGUCGUUGUGUCCUGGCCAUUGCCACGCCCACUGGCGCCGAGUGUGAAGCGAGAACCAUGUACUACACCGGCUUACUCAGCCCACAGUUUAGAAACUUUGUGGAGCAGGAGCAGAAGGAGUAACUCUCACCCCACAGUAGUUAUCUUGUUUAAGCAAUCUAAUUAAGCCUGUACUUGUAUUUUAGUUGUAGGUAGCAAAAAUAGGGUCUAAGAUGGACGUGAUUUUACAAGCAAGGUCACACUUGUGAAAAUAAGUGAUUCAGUCAGCAAGGUCACACUGUAAACGUAAAAUACCUAAGAUUAAAUCAGUGUACAAUUUUGUAAGCCUCAAAGUAAGCCUCAUAAAUUACUAAAAUAAUAACCUUGAAUAAAUGUAUAUUUAUUAAA
Molecule: messenger RNA, 1884 nt
Organism: Drosophila elegans
Lineage: Eukaryota; Metazoa; Arthropoda; Insecta; Diptera; Drosophilidae
Exons: 4
Coding region: 133-1620 (495 amino acids)
Source: RefSeq, a predicted model, not a curated record